CCAGGUCCCGGAAGCGGAAGCGCAGUGCAUUUCCGGCGCGCAGCAGGCGGCCAUGUUGGAGCGGCGGAGGCGGCGCAGAGGUGCGUCCUGGGUCCCCGCGGCGGCGCCGGUGCCCAGUGCUGGUCUGUGGCUACCCAGGCAUAGCUGCAGUGCCUAAUGCCAUGAGCAUGGUCGUGCACCAUGUGGAGGAGAAAGCUGUACACUCCUGGUCACGCAUCUCCACAGCAGGGAAGAAAGCGCUGGAAGAGGCACUGCUUGUGUUUAAUCCUAUGAGCCAGGAUCUCAGUGCCACAGAGGCCCAGCUUGUGGCUUUCCUGCAGGGCCUGCGAGAUGAUGGCUUCCAGCCGACCAUUCUGCGAAGUGGUGAUGUCUAUGGUUAUAGUUCAUGCACAGCCAACCCCCCUAGCCAGACAAAGCUUCAAGCUCGCACCACCAACCCGUCUGCCACAUCACUUCCAUCCAGGGCUCCCCAAACUGCUGUGUCGCUCCCUGCAAGCCAGGCCACACUGCUCCCGGUGCCACUGUCUGGCAGGCUGGCUAAGGGGUCCACACCAGCCCUCGCCAAGCAUGCUCGCACUAACCUGCUGCUGAGCUCCCUGAAGCAAUCAAAUGGCAGCCACACCAGUGGUACAACAGUAGGCUUCCCUUCCCACCUCUACCCAGGUGUCUACCCUGCCAUGCAUCUCUCUGUGGUCCUUGAAGCACUCGUCCCACUCAAGACUCCUUGCUUGGCUUCUAAGCACAGGGCACAGUCACUGCAGCUGUCACUUGCAAACUCUUCCCUGAAACUGAGAAAAGGUUUGGGGAAUCCACAGCCCAAAGCAUCCAGGAAAAUCACAAGCAAGGGCCUCAAAUGCGUGAGCAGGAAAGGCCCUGGGGCUGAUGGACGAGGCUCUGGGCCCUGGAGCAGUGGCCUACCCGUGAAAGGAUGCUCUGCCAUGGGCACCAAAACAGCCCGGGCCAAGGCAUCUCGAACGCUGACCAAAGCUGCUCAUGCCCACGCCAGUCUAGCUCGAACCCAGAACAAGACGGUAAGGGUCAGGGCCAAGACAACAAAGGCCAAGCCGGCCAAACCCAGGGCAGCGGGAGCCAAGGCCAAGGCUAAGGCCACUGUAGUAAGGGACAAGGCUAAAGCCAAGGUGGUCAAGACCAAGGCCAAAGCAGCUCAGACCAAGCGCAAGGCAAGGCCAGAAGGACGUGUUCAGAGCAGAGCUGGAAAAACAAGCCUGAGAAGGGGCUCUGAGGCUGUGGGGAGGAAGAGGAAGAAGACUGAGGAGCUCAAGGGCCUUCCUCCUAAGAAGAGAGCACGGCUUGUGCUCCAGUCUCCUAAGGCACGGCUGGGGCCUGGAGCAAAACCUCGAAAGGCCCAGACUAUAAAGGUGGACAGGAAGUCCUCCGAUGACGAGGUUCGGCAGUGGGCCCAGCAGAUCCUCCGUGUGAACCUCUCUCCAGUCGUGUGGCUCCAGCCAUUGCUACCUUCUUGACUCCACGCUCAGCAUCCUGAGUCGUCUGGAAGCAGUGCUUGGGAAAACAGUUGUGCUGUCCGUGUGACCAGCAUCACAGUGCUAUGCUGGUGGACUCUGCAGCUUUCCAGACUCGGGGUACCCCCAGGGCCCCUGUGGUCCCCAUGUUUUCAGAAGCUGAGGAUUUGGGGGUGGGGUGGGUAGCGGGAAGGGUGUUCUCGUGACCUGUUCUUCAAGUUGUACAUCCAAUGUUCCAUCUAUCAUGUUUUAUACCUUUGCACCUUCAGUCUCCCUGCGCACCUUCCAAGGUCUUAUUUACUGAUUGAUUUUGGCGUCUGUAGGCUGCUGGCAGGAGCCUGCCACCUGCCAGAUGUAGUCCUAGGAACAGGCUUGGAGAGAAUGACCUGGUUGCUUGAAGUAGGUCAUCAAUUUGAAUGAUAGGGAAAUAUUAUGGAAGGGCAGAUCUCCCAGGCUUCUGGAGAGAUGUGGGGAAAUUCAGGUGUAGGCUUCUGUAGAUGUGUGAGAGAGAUCCUGAGGGGCGGGGCAGAGCCACUAUGAAGUAGGGCACCUCACCUUGAGUGGCCCAGUUUUGAGCCAGAUGGGCCCCAUUCAGGAUUGUGAGGCACUCUGGGAAAUCCUGCAGCUAGCAGGUUUUUAGGCCAGGGAAAGAAGCCUUUGUGAUACUGGUCUCUAGGGGCCGAGCUUUAAGGCUCUGCUUGGGCUUGUCUAGGGGUGGGAACAGGCUGAAAAGGCUUGAGGUACUGCUACUCUGCUGAAAGUGACUAGCCUCAGUUUUCCCAAGAGGCCAGGCUUGGAAUCUGAACCACAAAGCCUGCCCUUACUGUCCAAAGACUUUUCUCUGUGGUAACUGACUGGUGGAUCCAGGAAGGCUGUUCCUCAGCAGUGUUUUUUCUGACUGGAUGCUACAUGCUCCAUCUUACUCGGGUCCAGCCUCACUGUGUCCCCUAACGUGGCCUGUGUACAUUUUUGGUACCUUCUGCUUUGGAGAAGAGGCUGGGUCCUGAGCGGAAGCAGCUGCUGCGCCCAUCUGUAGUCCACUGGUAGCCAGACUGGAAGGUAGUGGCUAGGAGGUAGGGAACCCGCAAUCCCUGCACUUGGGAGUUUGAAUAUGAGUUAUGAGGUCAGCAUCAUCUACCUAGUGAGGACACACACACACAUCUCUCUGUGUCUCUGUCUCUGUCUCUCUCUCGCGCUCUCUCUCUCUCUCUCUCUUUCCCCUGGCUCUGUCCUGGAACUCCCUUUGUAGAUCAGGCUGGCCUUGAACUCAGUGUUCUACCUGUUGGGAAUAAAGGCGUAUGCCACCAGACCAAGCCAGGGAACUGGAGAGGUGGCUUAAUGGUUAAGAGGACUUCAUUGCUCUUGCAGAGAAUCCAAGUUUUGUUCCAACAAAAAAGCAGUUCAAAAACACUUGUAUCUAGCUCCAAGGAAUCCCAUACCCUCUUCCAUGGUUAUAGGCAGACACACACACACACAUUUUUUUUUUUUUUUCAUUUUAAGGCACAACUGGAUAAAGUAUUGGCUCUUUGGGAAAAUGCUGUCUUGAGAAUCUUGAAUGUUGAUAAGAAAGGAAUUGUGUGAAAUCCCUUAAAUAAAAACUUAGUGGCUGGCCCGGA
This is a messenger RNA of Mesocricetus auratus (golden hamster), 3097 nucleotides long. It is a transcript of the gene Ccdc71, whose product is annotated as coiled-coil domain containing 71. The coding region runs from base 162 to 1484 and encodes 440 amino acids. The record is from RefSeq and is a predicted model, not a curated record. The transcript is spliced from 2 exons. Lineage: Eukaryota; Metazoa; Chordata; Mammalia; Rodentia; Cricetidae.